AUGAGAUCAUCCAAAGGAUCCCUGAUCCUUCAGAUCCUGGAAUUCAUGGCUCUCAUCAUGCUGUCCAUUUACCACUGGGACAUGUUACAAGGAAAGAGAGGGUUAGCUGUUCUGCAACAGCAGCAGGAACAGAGAAAGCAGUUGCUAAGUGAGAUGUGUGGUGACAGAGUGACAUCUUCUGACAAGAAACGAAUUUUAGCAAACAUGACUAAAAAACAGCUAAAGAACCUGAUAGUGGAUGACAAACAUGGGAUCAUCUACUGUUACAUUCCCAAGGUGGCAUGUACCAACUGGAAGAGGGUUAUGUUUGUCCUGAACCAGACUGAGCCAUAUCAAGACCCCAUGAACGUAUCUGGUGACUUAGUCCAUGUCCCAAACACAUUCCAAUUCCUCAACAGCUUCCCUUUACCAGAAAUGAAGGCAAGGCUGAAGCACUACACCAAGUUCUUGUUUGUUCGGGACCCGUUUGUUCGUCUCAUUUCUGCCUACCGGGACAAGUUCCAGCGGAAAAAUAAGUACUACUACCUUAACUUUGCCCGUGACAUACUGCGUAAGUAUAGCAACCAGCCCAAUCCACCAAAGUCAGUGGACGAGGCCUUUGCGUCAGACCUUCGUCCGUCCUUCUACAACUUCAUUCAGUACCUGCUGGACCCACAGACGGAGGAGAAAGAACCCUUUGAACCACACUGGAGGCAGAUGCAUCAGCUGUGCCACCCCUGCCUGAUAGAGUAUAAUUUUGUGGGUCAUCAAGAAAGUCUUCAAGAGGACGCUGAACAUCUGCUCAGGAUCUUGAAGCUGCAGGAUGACAUCAAGUUCCCUCCGUCCUACGACAACAUGACAAGUGCCACUUGGGUGUUGGACUGGUUCAGAGCAGUGCCUCUUGAGGCCAGGAGGAAACUCUACAAGCUGUAUGAGAUGGACUUCAAGCUCUUUGGCUAUAGCAAACCAAGCACACUGCUGAAUGACUGA
Myripristis murdjan (pinecone soldierfish) is the source of this 969-nucleotide messenger RNA. Its product is annotated as carbohydrate sulfotransferase 12-like. The coding region runs from base 1 to 969 and encodes 322 amino acids. Gene Ontology annotation, cellular component: membrane. NCBI's taxonomy places the organism in Eukaryota, Metazoa, Chordata, Actinopteri, Holocentriformes, Holocentridae. Gene Ontology annotation, molecular function: sulfotransferase activity. The transcript has 5 exons. The record is from RefSeq and is a predicted model, not a curated record. Gene Ontology annotation, biological process: carbohydrate biosynthetic process; proteoglycan biosynthetic process.